This is a messenger RNA of Lobosporangium transversale, 1580 nucleotides long. RefSeq names its product PQ loop repeat-domain-containing protein. The record is from RefSeq and is a predicted model, not a curated record. Bases 86 to 1573 code for a protein of 495 amino acids. The transcript is spliced from 9 exons. NCBI's taxonomy places the organism in Eukaryota, Fungi, Mortierellomycota, Mortierellomycetes, Mortierellales, Mortierellaceae.
AAAAAAAAAAAAAAAAAAAAAAACUAGCUCAUUAUCACCCGUACUCUGAUUCUGUUACUUUACGUCUUUUUCUUCUCUGCAUGUGAUGGAAGGUCAGCAAGCACAAUGCAUUGAAUGGAUCCAGACACUGUUUGGUGAAUGUGUGACGACGCAAAGAGAAGCGUUUAGUUUCUUAAUAGGAUACGUUUCCAUUUUCUGCUGGCUGAAUGCUCAGAUUCCGCAAAUUAUUGAAAACUUCAAGCUAGGUUCUGCAGCAUCUCUCUCACUGCCCUUCUUGAUCAAUUGGUUACUUGGUGACAUCAGUAAUUUGAUAGGAUGUAUCCUCACCCACCAACUCCCUUUCCAGUUAUAUUUGGCAAUCUACUUUUGUAUCGCAGAUAUUAUUCUCUUUAGUCAAUGGAUUUAUUAUUCUUUUCGAGAAUAUCGUGAGAAACAACUCGCGUCAGAACUCGAAGUUGCAGAAUUAUUACCAGAGACUUUGGAGAUUGAUAACAAUAACAACAGUAAUAAUAAGAAUAAUCGCCGCCACCAGCAUUCACACCAUCGCUCUCACUCUCGUUCGCAAUCUCGUCUGCUGCAGUCUAGACAUGUUACCUCUCCCGAUAUCUUCGCAGCAGCAUCGGGUGAUGAGAAUCACCUGGAAGACGGGCUAAUACCUCGUGAUCUUGAGCACACAGAGGCUAACACAUCUUUGAUGCAAAGGAAUCGCUCUAGAAAGCUAACUACAACAUCCGAUAUCGGCCACCGAAGAACCACCUCCAUGGUCCUGUUCGGUUUAACCUUAUUGACCAUGAAACAAACCCUUCCAGCAUUACAAGAUCACAGUGGGUCGAGACAUUAUGGAUUGAAUAAUGGAGGCCCUAUUUCUGGACGCGUCUUUGCUCGUGCCAUUGAUGGAGAUCAAGGAGGAAUGGGUGCAGUUUUUACAGAUAACCCCACUAACGAUCCACCAGAUCAAAAUAUUGUUCAAUUGGGCCGUAUCUUUGCUUGGGUCUGCACUGUGUUUUACCUGUCUAGUCGCAUGCCUCAGCUCUGGAAGAAUUUCAAGAGAAAGUCAGUCCAAGGUCUUUCCAUUUUAAUGUUCUUUUGGGCUGCCAUGGGAAAUUUAAGCUACACGCUCUCGAUCCUUAAUUCGAGUGCAGCUGUCAACCCAGAAACUCGCCGCAAAUUCCUGCGUGAAGCUGUACCUUAUGUUCUCGGCUCCUCAGGAACACUCAUGUUUGAUGUCUCCAUUUUUAUCCAAUGGCUUUAUUACACAGGAAGGUUACGUAUCAUCGGCCUCCACCCUUCUACUCAUCGCCAUCAUCAUCACCACCAUCACCGCCAUAGUAGACAUUAUCACCCACGCCAACACCGAAGUCGAACCCAUUCUAGAGUCGAGAGCAUGGUCUUAUCUCCUUCUGGAAGUCAACCUGGAGGAUUGUAUAGUAUCUUGGUAAAUGAAGAUGAAUCAACUUUAGAUACUUCUGUCAACCAGGUAGUGCCUUCAACAACCAUGGCCUCUUAUCAACAAUCAGAACCUGUCAAUGAUAGACAAGAAUCCGAAGAACGUACGCAUUCACUAAGUCAUUAAAACCUUU